Molecule: messenger RNA, 438 nt
Organism: Sphenostylis stenocarpa
Lineage: Eukaryota; Viridiplantae; Streptophyta; Magnoliopsida; Fabales; Fabaceae
Source: the annotation of a GenBank genome assembly
AUGUUGAAGGCAUUGGUGACAGUUGUGGCAGUGUUGAUGAUGAUGAACAUGGUGCAAAGUGAAAAGGAAGGUGGUGAUGGGCUUUUAUCGCUCAAGAGAACAGUGCGUGUUACAAAUGAUUUGACAAAUGGAAUUGUUCUCCUUCUUCGUUGUCGAUCGAGAGAUAAUGAUCUUGGAAUCCAUGCUCUUGGCAGUGGAGAGUAUCAAGAAUGGACAUUCAGAGACAACCUUGCCCACACCACUCUUUUCUGGUGUGCCAUGCGAGCAUCCAAUGUGCAGCUGAGUUUUGAAAUUUACAGCUACAAAACUGAUAAUUUAGAUUGUGAUACGGAAUGUUAUCGAAGUUUCAGGAACGAUGGAGCGUAUUUCUAUAUUCAGGACCAGAAGAAAUGGGAGAAGAGACAGUCAUGGAAUAUUCCCCAACUCCAUGUUUUCUAA